GGCGAUUAGGAAACAGUUUUUUCGGGGAUUCCCCGUGACGACAUCGCUCUUCGCCAUUUUGGUAAUUGGCCGCGUACUCUACAAACUCUUCUUCCUCAUCUAUUCCGAACUGAGUUCGGAACUCUGACAGUUCACUGGUGGUCAUUGUUAUCAUCAUCAUGGAGACAUCCAAAUGCUGAGAUGUUGAUCAAGUGAUCAGAAUCAGUCGUUAACUUAAACAACAAGAUCUAGUAGUACUGGCAUGAUGAUGACUGGAUCUAAUCGAGUUCUGAAUUGGACAUCUUUACUUUAGUCUUUAGUUUCGCCUAGUUCAUCACGACACGAGUCACGUCAGGUUGUUGGCCUACGACUGGGCCUGGGAAGAAUGAUCAGAUAAUACAGCUGCAGGUUAUGAUGCAGAAUUUGUGUGGAUAGACCUAUUGAAUGAGAAUGGAAAUGGAAAAGAAUAAUAGAAGUUCUGUCACCGAAGAAGAAUUUUUGAGAUUGGCCCAGCUCAUCUCACCGAGGUACUAUUCAGAUUUAGGGAUACAUUUGGGAAUCUCAUCUGCUGAACUUGAUCAUAUCAUUGUCCAACAUUCAUCGAAUUACAAGGAUGCAUUGAUGACAAUGUUCACACGGUGGAGAGAUGAACAACAUCCAGAUGAAGAUAUCAGAGCUCUUCUUGCAGAAGGAUUAGAAAAGAGUGACUUAGGGGGAUUGUCCAAAGAACUUCUAGCUGGGAAUCUAAUCCAGAAAACAACAGAUUUCAGACAAACAACUGCAACAACUUCAACAACUUCAAGAGCAUCAACUUCAACAGGAGCAGUAGACAUGUCAGCAUUACCACAUACCGUCAGUGAGGAAGAACUUUUGAUGUUAUCAAUGGAAAUUGGACCUACUUACUACAAGAGGAUUGGCGUUAACCUGAAGAUCUCGUUUGUGACUCUUGAUAAAAUAAAGAAAGACACACAAGAUACUACUGAUGCAUUGAUGACAGUAUUCACAAGAUGGAGAGAUAAACAGCUUCCAGACACAAACAUCAGGGCUCAUCUUGCAGAGGCUUUACAAAAGAGUGGUCUAGUGUCGCUGUCUCAGAAACUGAUUCCUAUAGAUCUAUUAGGGACAGGUGCAUCAAUGCCAGCAUCACAGACCCAACCACUCACUCCUGACCUGGUUGAAAGAUGUAGAAAGGAGCUUCAAUCCCAUUACAGAAGAUAUUUCUGUAAGAUAAGAGCUGAUAGUCUUAAUCCACGUUCCCUUUUGCCGUGUGAAGACAUAUAUACACACCUUGUUUUGGAAGAAAAAGAUUAUCGCAAUAAGAAGCGAUCACUCGAAUAUAAGGACCUCUUCAAACUUGAAAUUAAUGGAGAGUUUCCAAAUCGGAUCAUCAUUCAGGGAGAUGCAGGGGCUGGAAAGACGACACUCUGCGCAAAGAUUGCAUGGGACUGGAUAAACGAUAGUCCUGAUGUUCCUAAGUUUGUAUGGGUACUUGUAAUCCCUCUUCGUGAAGUCAAGCGAUACACAAUUGGUCAGAUAGUCAAGUCUUAUCUCUCAAAGGAUAACCCAGCAACAGCCUGUCAGAUCACCGAGUACAUCCGUUCAAAUCCAGAAAAGGUAUUCAUUGCCUGUGAUGGUUUAGAUGAGUUUAGUGGCAAGGUUGUACAGCACUCUGAAACCAAACAAGAAUUAGCAGGUGCUCAGCCAGAAUCUAAUGAUCAACCAGAUUCAAGACCAAAAUCAAAGCGACGAAAGUUAAUGGGGCAUAUGUCCUCAGGUACACCAAUUGCCCCAUUGAUGCCAAGAGGCAGCAUCUCAGAUGCAAGUGAAAGCACUACUGAAGAAGAUGAUAUCUCUCUAGUACAUAUCCUUCGUUCAGAUGAACUUAGCAAUUGCCCAGUGAUGGUGACCAGUCGUCCAUGGAAGGCCAAUGAGAUAAAGUGGGAUCUCAAUCUAAUGAAACUGUAUGCUUUCAUUCAUGUGGAAGGCUUUAGUAAGAAGAAUGUGGAGGUUUACAUUCACAAGUACUUUAAAGACAAUACAGUCACAGCAGAUCAGCUUAUUCAAAUGAUCAAAGAGAAUGAUAUCAUAUCAGAGUAUAUGGCACCCUAUCCUAUCUAUAUAUCUAUGCUCUGUCUUAUGUGGAGAGGACUUGAUGACAAAAAGAAAGAAUUGUUUAAAACCAUUCGAACAUUCUCUCAAUUAUUUCAUGAGAUGUUUGAAUUCUUAAACGUGCAUUAUGUCCAAAAAGAGAUCCAAGAUCUAAGGAGUCCAUCAUUUAAUGACCAUCGCUCUAAAAUUGAAAAACUCAUGGAACCCGUUGCCAAAUUGGCAUUUACUGGACUGCAAUCGAACAACCUUAUUUUCAAUGAAGAAGAUCUUGAACAGUACUCAGACUCUGUGGAAACAGCAUGCAAAGUAGGGGUGUUGUCACAGGAGAAUAAGCUCUCAUCCAUUCAUGAUAAGAGCAGUCCGUACCUGCAGUCAACGUUCUAUUUUCCUCAUAAACUAUUCCAGGAGUACAUGGCUGCAGUCUAUCUUGCUUCUCUCUAUGAAUCAGAUUGCACUGAAUUUAAGAGGCUGAUUCAGGAAGUAGUGCUUCCUAGGAAGGAAGAGUUUAGGUAUCUCCUGUACUUCACUGUGUCACAGGACAAAACGAUUGCCAAUUAUAUCACAAAAUGUCUGUUACCACAGUACCCCCAAAGCCAAUAUGAGGAGGAGAUGAAUUUCUUGGUUGAUGUAGCUUUUGAGAGUCAGGAUGAAGAUACCAGCGCCAUGCUUCGGAAUUCAGUAUCAUCUCUGUCCAUUGAUGUUACAGACACACACACUAUAGCUGGUUAUGCAUCCACUGGGAUAUAUUCAAAGGCGAUCACAGUGCGUAUUGGUAGAUAUUCCUAUGGACCAGGUAUAUCAAAUGAGGUUGCAGUGAUGAUAUGCUCAGCACCAUCACUAAGGGAUGUUAGACUGGAUGCAAGCUUUCACCCUACCUUCUAUGAAACUCUUGCCAGAGAAGGAAGGAAAGCCGCAGUCCAUACUCUUCAGAUUUGGAAUGAUAAGCGUCUAUCAUCAGCCUCUUCACAUCACCUAGCAGAAGCAUUAUGCUCUCUACCUAACCUGACUAACCUGACACUGAGAGGAGAUUGUUACCAGGAGGAGUUCUGUUCUCAUCUGAAUAAGAAGGCUUCAACCUUGAAGGGUUCUUUCCCUCAGAUCAGCAAAGGAAAUUUCAUAUUCAAUGGAGUGCCUCAGAAGGAUCUUCAAUCAUUCCUACAAGCAGUCAGUGACGAGAUACGGCAAAUGGAAUUAAUGACAAGCUAUUUAUCAAGAUUGAGCUCUUCGGUUGGAUCCUCUUUCUGAACAUGAGUACUCUGCUGCUGGUGCCUCUUCCUCAGACAAAUAUUUUGAUGAAUGACAUUUCUCUGCCAUGGACUGUGUCAUGUACAUGUAUUAUCAUUAGCAAUUAUACCUGUGCGUAUUGAUGUAAAAAGCAUUAUGAUGUCACUGACGUCUGCAUGAUACGCUGCCAUGGUAACCGGUGAUGCGGGAUGAAAGCCUUGGAAUUUUUAACUAAAUAUACCACCUUGGAUUUGAUUAUUUAGUGUAUGUAUUGGUGACAUAGUGGCAAGUAAUUCAUACAAACAUAUAACAGAGUAUCCCAACCAUCUAGAUGGUAUAACCAGUUUCAUUCUACUCUAAUGAAUAGAACCAUCUUAUUGGUCUCCAUGACAGUCACUAGAUCCUACAAUGGUGUGUACAUAUAACAGAGUAUCCCAACCAUCUAGAUGGUAUAACCAGUUUCAUUCUACUCUAAUGAAUAGAACCAUCUUAUUGGUCUACAUGACAGUCACUAGAUCCUACAAUGGUGUGUACAUGUACAUAUAACAGAGUAUCCCAACCAUCUAGAUGGUAUAACCAGUUUCAUUCUACUCUAAUGAAUAGAACCAUCUUAUUGGUCUACAUGACAGUCACUAGAUCCUACAAUGGUGUGUACAUGUACAUAUAACAGAGUAUCCCAACCAUCUAGAUGGUAUAACCAGUUUCAUUCUACUCUAAUGAAUAGAACCAUCUUAUUGGUCUACAUGACAGUCACUAGAUCCUAUGAUGGUGUGUUCAUAAACCCAUUUCAGUUUUAUCCCUGGAACAUUAUUUUAAUCCUAAAAUGACUGUGGAGCUCGUUCUAUCCCAGAAUGUUUUGCAAUGAAUUUAUAAUGUGAAAUGCUUUCAAACUGAUAUUCAGGCAUUUUUUGGUUAAUAAAGCAUCAUUAUAUGACAGCUAAUGAUAUCAUGCAAUGCAUUUUUAAUAGACUCAACAACUUUUCAGCAUAGAAGAUUAUGCAGUCACCACCUGUCGAUGCUAAUUUUCAUUUAUUUACCAAGUACAUGACGUUAACAACAUGAAAUCACCUUGCUAUGCAAAUAUGAAGUAUUUUUGAAAGCUAUUCCAACUAUUUUCACAUUAUUCUUAACCAAAACCCAUGUUUCAUCUGUCAAAUUACAUCAGUUUGAUGUGUUAUCAAGCCAAACUCUUCCAGAGGUAAUACUGUUUUAAUUCUUCCUGGAAUCCUAUUAUGCUGUUAUCUGAGGCAGAAGAUCUAACAACUAUGCUGUAGAAAAUGAGAAUGUCCUUGUAUUAUGUUUAUCAUAAAGGAGAAAGUCACUCCUUCAAUUCUAGUAUGUUUAUCAUAAAGGAGAAAG
Messenger RNA from Lytechinus variegatus (green sea urchin), 4671 nucleotides. RefSeq lists its product as uncharacterized. Bases 424 to 3333 code for a protein of 969 amino acids. Lineage: Eukaryota; Metazoa; Echinodermata; Echinoidea; Temnopleuroida; Toxopneustidae. The record is from RefSeq and is a predicted model, not a curated record. The transcript is spliced from 10 exons. Gene Ontology annotation, biological process: signal transduction. Gene Ontology annotation, molecular function: protein binding.